Messenger RNA from Triticum dicoccoides, 3491 nucleotides. RefSeq lists its product as uncharacterized. Lineage: Eukaryota; Viridiplantae; Streptophyta; Magnoliopsida; Poales; Poaceae. Bases 1602 to 2573 code for a protein of 323 amino acids. The transcript has 15 exons. The record is from RefSeq and is a predicted model, not a curated record.
ACCACCUCUCGCCCUCUCCCCUCCCCGGCUCCCCCCCGCCGCAUCGCCGCGCGCGUCGACGAGCCCGCAACCGCGCGACUCCGCCCGCCGACCACCGAAUCGGUCUCAUGAAUUGGCGGGGCUUGGGGCUACGACGAGCUGUGUGCGGCGCGACUAAUGGAGGCGGACACUGCAAGCUUCCUGACCUGGGCGUGCGUGCUCGAUCCGGUCCCGUUCCGGUCGGAUCCGCGGCGGUGCUCCUCUCCGGCGAGGUCGCAGGUCGGGCGGCUCGAUCUGCAAGCGGAGCAGCUCCAGCACGGCCAGGGCGACGACUGCUCCCCGAUGCCGCCACCCUCCGCAAGGAGCGACGACAGCUCGAAGCUCUACGGCACGGCGUGCGCCGAGCGACGUGCAGCGGGGGCGUCGCUGCCUCAGCCACCGGCGUGUCCGACCACCCAUCCACGUCCCCACUGCUGCCGCCGGCCGGCCACACGACGUCGCUCGUCCCGCUGCUUUAGCAGGCCAAGAAACCGGAACGCCCCCCGCGGCUGGCGACCUCGGCAUCUCCAUCGACCGUCUCAGAAAGCGCUACCUCGCCCGGCUCCCGCAUAGCUGAUGCAAGCCAAGAAACAGGGAGUGCCGGCAAUAGUACUCUGAAUCCAUCAAUGCAGCUGAAUCCAUAAUGCUAAUCAAUAGGUGGUUUUGGCCUAACUGGGAUGUGCUUGAGUCCCGCAUAGCUGUGGAGGAGGAAGCUGCUGCCCUUCUUGAGUAGUUUGCAAAGAUCUUCAGUGAGCAAAGAGGGCAGUGGAAGGCAGCAACCCAAUCCCAGGAGUUCCUUUGAACCCUUCAGCGUUAAUACAAUAAUGCUUACACAGAUCCUGAGAAGCAGGAUGCUAUAAAUGUAUUCUUGGGCCAUUUCCAGUCUGAACAAGGAACACCUACUAUUGUGGAAGUUGGACUGAGAUCAGCAUUACAAUGUUGGCCGCCAAGGAACUCUAUGUGAAGAAACUGGAAGGUCCAUAUAAUUAUGAUGUCUUGGAGGGUAUGACGUUCGACAAUAUUUCUGAAUCCUUCAAUGCUAACUUUGAGGAUGGUACAAUCGGGGAGGUAAUUAUUUUUCCUUUUGUCAUGUGAAGCCCAACACUAUGCUCUUAACCAGGUAUGGAUCUUUGAGAGUAUCCUUCAUGGUGAAUAUGAAGAAGUAAUGAAUAUCCAAGUACUUGUUGUGGCUGAAAGGGUAGACCUGCUCUAACCAAAGGACCUUUAGAUGCUUGGACCGGUUCUAUAGAUUAACCAAAGGAUGAUUGUAAUAGUUGGCUCUGCCUGUCAUGUAUAGAGUAACCAAAAGUUGUAUAUGUUCCUCCCAAGUUAUCAUGUAUUACAUUUGUGGACAGUUGUAUAUGUUCUGAUCUAUACACGUAUGCAUAACAAACAAAGCCUGUGUGUUCAUACCUGGGGUUGAAUCCGUACAACGUCGCCCACGGGAACUCCUAUGUCGCUGUCGUGGUUCCGCGGCGGUGGCGUUGUCCAGUGGUUCCGUGGCGGCGGUGCUGUCGAGUGGUUCCGCGACGACGGCGCUGUGGACUGUGCAGACCCAGAUGGAGUCGGGCGGCGAGAUCUAGAUGGACUCAGGUGGCGAUCCAGAUGGACUCAGGCGGCGAGAUCUGGUGCGGGGAAUGAGGUUCUACGGCAGGCCGAUCCUGCAUGGGCGGGGUUCUCGGUGGGUUGGUGUGGGGGUGAUGGGACGGAAAAAACCGGUUGAAAAAAACCAGACAAAAAAAAAACCAGACGAAAGUGGGGGGACUAUUCAACCAACUCGUCCAUUAGAAGUAGAGAUUAGGAGUAGAGAUUACUCUCGAUCAAUAUAUAUAGCUCCCCCGCCUGUGAAAAUCCCUAUGCUGGAUUACUUCAAACCCCCGACCCGGUUUCACAUCGCCGAGGUCUUCGCCGUCAGUGAAUCUGGAAGCAAGGCGGUGCUCUCCGCUGCCAAGUUUCUUCUAGGGGUUUCAUCCUCUCUUGACGGUGAACCGCUGAGACGCUGCUCCGGCUUCUGGGUCGAUUGGGAUGAGGACAAGAAAACCGGCCUUGUUUUGACAACUGCGUGGCUGAUUCGCACAAAGGAUUCUCCUGACAGCGGCGAAGAGUAUGCUCCGCGUGCUGAUGUCACUGUUCAUUUGCUAAAUGGCACCAGUGCAAAGGGUGAUCUGGUCUACUACCAGCCCCAUUACGAUAUCGCUUUCUUGAAUAUUGAGGUGGAUCAACCUAUCAAGUUACCAUCUUUCUGUGAAGAAGGUGUAAAAUUUGCCGAAGACGUUUUUCGGCUCGGAAGAGAUAAUUCCUUGAAUCUAAGGAUAACAUAUGCUAGGGCAGAAUAUCAGAAUCCAAACAUGUAUCGGCGGUAUCACAAUGUACACUUCCGUUCUCCAGAUGGCCAUGGUGAUGAUAACGAGUAUGACAAUGGGGGCCUAGCCAUUGACUUGAAGGAAAAAGUUGUCGGAAUGGUCAACCUCCCUAAGAGAUUUUGGUCUUUCAUACCUUCUUCCAUUUUGUUCAAUUGUUUGGAUUCAUGGAAGAAAUAUCGCAGAAGGGGAUAAUUGACGAUAACCCCCUUUGUUGAUCGAUCCUUGAUCAUAUGCCCCUUUGAUGUGUCACUGAUAUGUGGGGUUUAAGUGACCCGACGACGAAGCAGCAGCAAGAAUGGGAGGCGUGUGUCCACUGUGACGUGGCAGGCCGCUGUUCGGGGAUGACGCCGGCGGGGUGUCGGCGGCAGCUCAGUGCGCGAGCUGUGGCUGCUACUCCACGAGUGGGAGAAGGGAGCGAACAGGUUGACCUAAUGCGCGGUAGGCUUUGGGAAAAGGGAGGGAACAGGCUAAAUUUGGGCCAAAAUUGCCCAGGCAGUUAAUUGGCCCAACCUAUAAUUUGGUUUGAGUGGCACCACAAUGUAUACUUCCAUUCUCCAGAUGGCCAUGGCGAUAAUAAUGAGUAUGACAAUGGGGGGCCAGUUAUUGACUUGGAUAGAAAAAUUGUCGGAAUGGUCAACGUCCCUAAGAGAUUUGGGUUUUUCAUACCUUCUUCCAUUUUGCUCAAUUGUUUGGAUUCAUGGAAGAAAUAUCAGUUAAUUAUUGACAUUUGAGCAUUGGGUGUCUGGAGGAUCUCCUGCUGAGAAAUUUGGAAUCCAAAAAGGUGAUAUUAUUGAAUCUUUCAACGGAAAGCCUAUUUCUUCUAAAUUGAGUUGGAAAAUACGUUGAUGAGCAUAUGCAAAGGCCCUUUAGACGCUGAAGUUCAUAUUUCUGUUGGGGUGUUUCACACACUCAAAGAACGACGAAGCACCGUAGAGCUGACUGCAAAAUUAUCUGAACUUGGAGAAGUUAUUACAAGAGGUCCUACAAACUCUUGAACUGGCUGCCAAGUCGAGGAAGGAUGUUCCUAUGUUGUGUUGUAUUGUGAUGCAUAUUUACCUGUGACCACAUGUAUGUUAACCACUUUGAUCUACUCUCUCCCAACCAAUUCGA